Molecule: messenger RNA, 2109 nt
Organism: Diprion similis
Lineage: Eukaryota; Metazoa; Arthropoda; Insecta; Hymenoptera; Diprionidae
Product: beta-glucuronidase-like
Exons: 10
Coding region: 94-2109 (671 amino acids)
Biological process (GO): glucuronoside catabolic process; carbohydrate metabolic process
Molecular function (GO): carbohydrate binding; beta-glucuronidase activity
Source: RefSeq, a predicted model, not a curated record
UUUAACCAACUUCCUUACGAAUAUACGCAGAUAAGAUAAUACAUCGACGGAAUCCCUGAACAAGUGCGCGAGGAUCUCGUUAAAAGCGGCGAUAUGAGUGUUUUCGACAACGAAAUCGACCAGAGAGAGAAUGGCGCAGGAGCCAUGCUGCCGACCCUGAUGACCCUCUUAGGGGCGAUUCUUGUCUCGGCGAACAUCGCGACCAACGGAGCCAGUAACGGGAAUGCGACGCUUCCAGGACUUCUGUAUCCUCGGGAGAGCGAGUCUCGACAGAUUGUAUCGCUGAACGGGAUGUGGGAUUUCGUGGUUUCGCCUGCCUCCGACCCGGAUCAGGGGUUCAGGGAGGGCUGGUACAAGACGGACCUGAACAAGGUCGGCAAGCCGAUAAAAAUGCCGGUACCGUCGUCCUACAACGACGUAACUACUUCAAGCAAGCUGAGGGACCACGUCGGCGUCGUCUGGUACCAAAGAACCUUCUACGCUCCCUCAUUAUGGGCCGAGAUGCGAAGCUUCGUGUGGUUCGGUUCAGUGGACUACAUCGCACAUGUGUGGAUAAACGGGAAACUCGUCACGAGUCACGAGCUUGGACACUUGCCAUUCGAGGGUGAAAUUGGUGAGGUGCUGAACCUCGGAGCGAGGAACUACAUCACUGUAGCCAUCGACAACAGGCUCCUGCCAACCACCGUACCGCAGGGUGAGAUAAAAAAGAUAGAAACAGACGAGGGCGAGAUCUUGCAGCAGCAGUACACCUUCGACUUCUUCCACUACUCGGGGAUACACAGGCCAGUGAUUCUCUACACAAAGCCGAAAGUCUACAUCUCGGACAUUUCCGUGCACACAAGCAUCGACGGAAGCGAUGGGACGGUGGAUUACGUGGUGGAAGCUCGUGGUCUGAAUCAAACCGAAGUUCCGAAUUUCAAGGUGAGUUUAACUGACGCGGACGGUAUUGUAGUCGCAAAAGGAUCGGGCAACGGAAUAUCGGGGAAGCUCCACGUACCUUCCGCGAAGCUUUGGUGGGGCAAGGAUAUGGGACCCGAGCCUGGGUACCUCUACACUCUGGAGGUGCGAGUCUCGGUGUCGAAUACACCCGGGGAGGACGUUUACCGGCUUCCAGUCGGCAUCAGGACAGUGUCCUGGACCAACACCAGCCUCCUUCUGAACGGCAAGCCCGUCUACUUCCGCGGGUUCGGUCGCCACGAAGACUCCAUCAUCAGAGGACGUGCUCUUGACCUUCCAACCAUGACCAGAGACUACGAACUCCUUGAAUGGGUCGGUGCAAACGGAUACAGGACAAGCCACUAUCCUUACAGCGAGGAAGUUCUCGACGAGGCAGACAGGCAAGGUUACCUUAUAAUCGACGAAUGUCCGGCAGUAAAUACCGAAAACUUUUCAACGCCACUGUUGGAUCUCCACAAACGAUCGCUGUCGGAACUCAUUAGACGGGACAAAAACCGCCCCUCGGUUGUCAUGUGGUCCAUUGCGAACGAGCCAUUUUCCCAGUACGAUGCUGCCUCGGAUUACUUCCGGCAAGUAGCCGAGCAUACACGAUCUCUGGAUCUCACAAGACCCAUCACAAUCGCUAUGAUACAGACUGUCGAGACAGACAAGACGGCUCAAUAUUUGGACAUAAUAAGUUUCAACCGGUACAAUGCAUGGUACACUAAUGCGGGAAAUUUGGACGUGAUAGACAUUCUGGUCGAAGCCGAGGUUACUGCGUGGAACGAGAAACACAACAAGCCUAUCAUGAUGACUGAAUACGGAGCAGACACAAUGCCCGGUCUUCACGAGUUACCAUCGUACGUAUGGAGCGAAGAAUAUCAGACGGAGUUAAUGUCGAAGCACUUCAAGGCGUUUGAUCGUCUGAAAAAGAAGGGAUUCUUCAUCGGGGAGUUUAUAUGGAAUUUUGCUGAUUUCAAAACAUCACAGAACGUACUUAGAGUCGGUGGCAACAAAAAGGGAAUAUUUACGAGAGAGAGGCAACCAAAACAAGUUGCGCAUCUCGUACGCCAAAGGUACUUUUCCCUGGCAGCUGAACAGUAUGGCGUCUCGGUUCCUGAGGACUUGGUAUCAUACGUAUCUUCGACGUAUGCAAGCCGGUCAGAACUUUAA